This is a messenger RNA of Vanessa atalanta (red admiral), 6966 nucleotides long. RefSeq names its product rho guanine nucleotide exchange factor 15. The coding region runs from base 262 to 5892 and encodes 1876 amino acids. Gene Ontology annotation, biological process: activation of GTPase activity. The record is from RefSeq and is a predicted model, not a curated record. The transcript is spliced from 20 exons. NCBI's taxonomy places the organism in Eukaryota, Metazoa, Arthropoda, Insecta, Lepidoptera, Nymphalidae. Gene Ontology annotation, molecular function: protein binding; guanyl-nucleotide exchange factor activity.
CCGUGCGCAUGCGCACACGCGCACACGUCCAGCUCUCAGCUAGUGUCAGUGAAGUGUCAAAUUGUCCAUGUGUGUGUAUCUAUCAUCCUUUUAUAUAUUGCGAUAGAGGGAUAGAUGUUGCUGUAACUUAAUAACACUGGAUUUUCUUAUGUUUUCUACGAUGCUUGUAUUGUGUUUUGAGCGUGCAAUAGCGCGAUUCCUGCGCCCGCGCCGUUCCCACAUCUGAUGGCGUAGAAAACCAGUCAGAGAUAUCCAGCACAAAUGUUAUUAAAUAAUCUAAUGGAAGGCGAGUCGAUAACUACAAAGAAUUUAAUUUCAUCAAUAAAGAAAUUCAAUACAGACGAAAAAGAGCACGGUACUAUAAAGGCCCUUAUAAAGAACUUCAUUUUACCGGAUUCUGAAAACAUGGCUAUUAAACAUAAGCAAAAUUUUAGUGAGAAAUGUAUUUACUCUGUACCAAUAAAACCAUCAUCGCCCCAAAAUGAAAGAACGAAUUCUAUCAAUGAAGCUAAACAGGCUUUUUUAAACGCUACUGUAAACCCAUCAUGUUUGUAUCCGAGACAGACAAAUAAAGAUCCCAUAAUACAUUACGCACAAAUUGCUAUGGUUACAGAAAGUGAUGAUACGAGAAGUACUGGAGGAGGGAGAGAAUUACCAUUUGCCACGAAAAAAAUUAAUAAAAUUGCUACACCUUUGGAUAUACCGCCUAAUGUCAAAAAACGCAUAGAACAACAACAGAGAAAAGUAAGCUUUAAAACAAAAAAUGCUUCAGCGUGCUACAGACGACCACCAUUAGUAACUAAAACAACAAUGACUAUAACUAGUACCAAAGUGUCAGAGUUGACUAAAAAGUUCAAUGAUUUAGUAACCGAUGGAAACAAAACGCCAAUCAAACAGUCAAAGUUAGUAAAGAAAAUAGAGAAUCUUCAAUCAUCCAGAUGUUCUGCAAGCAAUAGUUCUACACCUUCGUCGACACUUAGCUCUAGUCCGAACAUAAAAAUAGUGUUACGGCAAAGAAGAAGUUCUAAACGACGAGGCUAUAGAAAAAGAUGUUCAAGUGUUAAUUCAAUUGAUAAACUACUUUCCGAAGGACCUAAUGGCAAAUAUCGUGUAAUACGAUCAAAAUCAGAUGGUACUAAAAUUCCAAAAUCACCAAAAAAACGCCUGAAAUAUCAAGACUCCAGUGAACAACAGAGUGGAUCAGAUACGAUUGAUGGAUGUCCAUCGAAAUCAAAUAAAGGUGAAAAUUCAAAACUAAAUUCAGUGGAAAAACCAAUUGAAACGAAUGUAAAAAAUGUUAUUAAAAAGUUUGAAUGUGAAAUAAGUGCCCAAGCUAGUAAUAAUAUAAUAAGAAAAUCGAACAUUCAAAUUGCCAACAAACCAUUAACAAAAGAGAAACCAAAAGUACCUGAAAAGAAAUCUUCUCUAGUUUUAACUAAAAAUAUCGUACUAAAGGAUGGUGUUCCAAAAAUAAAAACUAUAAAAACACCAAUUUCUGUGGAUUUUUUGAAACAAGAUCAAAUUACGGAUUUAUUAGACAAUACAAAAAAGAAAGAGCCCAUUUACGAUAAAAGAAAAUUUAAGACAAAUUACAUACAUUCCGAAAAAUUACCACUUCACUUAGUUGAAAUAAUACAAGAAGACGCCAAUGAAAUAUCAAACACAUUAAUAUCUGAUGAAUUUAAAAGCUCUGACAAAUUACAAAAGGAUGACGAACACACUUAUCAAGAAAUUAACUCGCAAAUUACGCCCAAUGAUUCUUUUUUGUGGCGCAGAAAAAGUUCACAGAUCUACGCAGAUCACGAUAAAUCUGUAUCAGAUAGUACAUACGGUUUUGUCAGUGUGAUGAUGGACGAAUCUUCUAUUAGUGUCGGUAACGCAAGUAUACAUAGUACUGAAAAAGAGCAAUCUCUGCUAGAAAAAAAUAGUGAAUCUCAAGAAAGUUCUGAUAGAAUAGAUCUAAAAAGUGAAACAAAUUCUGACUUUGAAAGUAAUUUAGUAGAAGCAUGUAAUAAAGACGUACUUAUAAGAAAAAUAUCGACAAAUGUUGAACCGGUUAUUGAAGAUGAUUACGAACCAUUAGAACCAAGAGAAUCAGAUAAUGUAGUAAUAAUAUCAAUCAAAAGUGACCGAUCAUCCAAAAUUAAUUGCCCGUUACCAGAAAUACCUAAAGAAGAAUCUACAAAUAAAGGCGAAAACAUUUAUCAAUGCCUUUUAGAAAUGAGAUCACAUCCUGAAGGAGAUGAGAACAGUCUUCAUAACUAUGAGCUUUGUGGUAACCAGCUCGAAGAGAGGACACGUGGAGACGGUGACAGUGACGAUGGUUAUGAGUACUGUAAAUAUUCUGUCAAGCCAUUUUGUCAUACGUCUAGCUCGGGCAUUCAAAUAGCCGAAGAUUUUAAUCCACGUAUUUCGAAGACUAAUGAUAAGAACUAUUAUAUCACAAAAUCUACUAGUGGAGCCUCAACAGUUAGUUACGAAAAAAUCGGUUCAGACAGAAUUUACGAGAAAAUUCCGCCGCGUCCGCCAAAGUCUAAAGGAAGCAGUCCGAAUAACAGCACUAGACAUUCAUUUGUCUCAUCUGAUUACAAUGAAAAUGAAAACAUUUAUGAUACCAUCAAGCAUGCUGAUGGCACCUCAUUGUCCCACUGCUACGAGAGCAUACCGAAUAGCCCGAGCAUGGUGAAGCUUAGAAAUAAUUUAAAGAAGCAACUGGCUUCUGCAGUGCAAAAACGUUUAUCUUUCGACAAUGUUUCAAACAUCAGUCAGUCAACGCUUUCGAGUGAGCAGAAAACUAACAGUAUCUAUGGACAAAGAUCAGUGCUCAGUUAUAAUGGACAGGAAAUAGCUUUCCAAGUACCAAGCAGCGAAACGAGUGUGAGUGAUCGAAGUGAUCGGAGCGACGACUGGGUCGACGUUUCGGACGAAGAAAAGACUGAGGAGAAGAAAAUAAUCAUAGUAAGAGAACGGAGUCGAGGAAGAAAGAGUCCGGUGAGCUGGUCGCAGAAGGUUCGGCAUCAGUGGGUGAAUUCACCGAAGCAAAACAAAGAUCAAGACUGUGACAGUAGUGACUCCGGGCACCUCUACGAGUCGCUGGAGCCACCGCCGCAGCCCCCGCUACCAGCCCUGCCAGCGCCGCCUAUACCAGAUGACGACUUCGAUUCCUUCGACAGCGACACUGACUCCGACGAACAUGAGAAGAUUAUACAGCCUGAGGUUCCCCCCGCGCUCCCUGCGUCUAGAUUACCGUCCCCGCCCGGAGGAGGACCGUAUACUCUUACUAAAAUAGCAAGCGCCGCGCAACGCAAGAUGCGGCAGAUCAAGCGAAAUCUCACAAAACGAUACUCUGUGGCAAUGGACGCUAAAACAUUCACGAAAUCAAACAAUCAGAACGGGACAUACGAUGUACCGAAAACACAAACAAAAACAAAGUCGCCAAUAUACGCAAAUUAUGAGAAACCAGAGAUCCAGCAUAUAUAUAGCAAUAUAAACUUUAAUGACACUAGAAAUGUUUUAAAUAAAGCCGAUAAUCCCUUGGCGAAGAUUACCGGGACGUUCAAGGAGGAAUUAAAAACUGUGAUAGGGGAGAAAGGUACCAACAGGACUGGGACCGACAAGGGAACAAAUAAAUCUGUAACAGGGGAAAAGAUUAAUAAUAAUAAGACUGCUGAAAAGAGGAAUAGUCAUGGGGAAGUACCACCCCCUCUACCAGAUAAACCCCCUCCAGAAAAGCCCACGACGCCUACAAGUGAUACUAAAAGCAGCGGGACGUUGUCACGGAAAGCAUAUUUCUCCUUCAAGUCUCGGUUCAGGCGAGCCACUUCUAUGGCGGUGGAUAUCAAUUCGGACGUACCGAGCGCGCUGAAGAUCACCAACUCGACGUUUUACUUGACCGAUUCCAUGGACGGCGACUCUGGAUUCAGCAAUUGCAGCGAGACGGGUGCGGAGACGCUGUCGCCGGCCGACCGGCGCCGCGACGGUACGCUCCGCGCGUGGUCCGAGUCGUCCCCGUGCCUGGCACUGGAGCGCCCCGCGCUGCCGCCGCCGCCGCCCCCCGCGCACCGCGCGCCGCACACUGACCUUAGCGCUGUCAACGAAGAGCUGAAGCGGCUCCUCCCGACCCUCUCGCGCAAGGAGAAGGGGCCGCGCACGCGAACCUCGUGGUACGCGGAGUGCGGCGCAGACGCGGUUCCCCCGCACACAUCUACGUCGUCCUGGUACGCGGAAGCCGGUCUUUACCAGGCUGGUAACAUCUCGUCGUCAUCGGGUGCGUCCUCGGGCUCGCACCCAGCGUCGCCGCUCCCACACUCGCUGUUCACCCACGAGCCGCUGUACCAGUUCUACAACGCCGCUAAAGUCGAGUCGGCGUGCCGCGAGACGGGCGACUCGGACUCGGACGCGUACGAGACCGGCGGCGGGUCGACCGCGGGCUCCACCGCGAGCUCGACGCGACCCUCCGCCAUGGCGCUCGUGGCGCCGCGCGGGCCCGCGCGCACGCUGUGGUGCGAGGUGCCCGAGGUCGUCAACUCGGCUGUGCUCAGUUCGUUGGCACCGGCUCAAAAACGACUCCAGGAAGCGAAGUUCGAACUUCUGACAUCAGAAGCUUCAUAUCUAAACUCGCUGAACGUACUCGAGACGCACUUCAUCUCGCACCCCGCUUUCCGCGACCGCCACGUGCUCCCGCGGGAGGACUGGGAAACGCUGUUCUCCGCCAUCAUACCGGUGCGCAAAUGUUCUCAAAUUCUGAUGACGGAAUUAGAAAAGUGCUGGCAAGAGAAUAUCUUGCUCCAAGACAUAUGCGACAUCGUUCAGCGCCACGCCGAAGCGCGAUUCCAUUCCUACGUCAAGUACUGUGAGAACCAGCCGCUUAUGGUCAAGACGCUGCAGCGCCUGAGAGAGCGCCCGUCCUUCGCUGCAGCGCUUAGAAGACUGGAAGGCCAACCCGCGUGCCAGAGCCUGUCGCUGCACUCGUUCCUAUUGCUGCCCAUGCAGCGCGUGACGCGCCUGCCGCUGCUGCUAGAUGCCGUGCUGCGCAACCUGGCGCCCGCAGACGACGAGUACCGCGGCUGCAUGCACGCACUCGCCACACUCAACGACUUCGUGUCGCAGUGCAACGAGGGCGCGCGCAACACGGAGCGCGUCGAGGAGAUGUGGCGCGUGGCUCGGGACAUACACGUGCCGCCCGCGCUGCGCCGCGCGCCCGAGCUCGGCCCCGCGCUCUCCCGCCGCGACCGCAGACCAAUUCGCUGGCUAGUCCGCUCGGGGGAGAUGACGCAGCUACUCUGGAAAAACGAUGAGCUGAAACUUACCUUCGGCAAAAAGUUCCACAAAAUACCGCUACACCUCUUCCUCUUUAACGAUCACCUCGUUAUCACGAAGAAGAAGGGCGAGGACUCGUUCGUAGCCGUGGACCACUGCGCGCGCUCGCUGGUGGAGGUGUGCGCCAGCGACGCGGCCGCCGGCGCCAAGCACGCGCUGCUGCUCACGCUGCUGGAGAACCACGAGGGACGCACCAUCGAGAUGCUGCUGUCGAGCCCGAGCGAGACGGACGCGCGGCGCUGGGCGGAGGCGCUGGCGCCGCCCGCCGCGGGCGCCGGGGAGACGCUGUACGCGGGCUGGGACUGCCCGCAGGUCACCGCGCUCUACGCCUACGCGCCCGCGCAGCCCGACGAGCUGGCGCUGGCCGAGGGGGACGUCGUCAACGUCACGCGCAAGACCAGCGAGGGCUGGUACUACGGCGAGCGCACGCGCGACGGCGAGGCGGGCUGGUUCCCCGGCGCCUACACGGCGGAGAUCGCGUCGCAGCACGUGCGCGCGCGCAACCUGCGCCAGCGGUACCGACUGCUGGCGCUCUCCGCCACCUACCUCGGACAGAAGAAACGGUCCGUCUGAGCGACGGGCUGCUGCUGCUGCUAUUGCGAUCGCUCGAUAAUCCGGAGCCAACGAUUUCGAAAAAAAAUCAUUAUUGAUGUCAUCGUACGAGUUCAUAAAACAUAAAUAAUAAUACUAAAUUAAUAAAACAAAAAAGUGCUACUUAAAACAACGCUGUUCAUAUAGUCCUCUAAUAAAUAUCCCUUUGUAUGUUUCAAUUUCAUUUUAUAUUAUUACAGUAAGGAAAUUUUAAAGUUGUAUUUGUUCUUAACUUAUUAAAAGUAUGGAAAAAUGUAAAGUUCAAAAAGUUUUACGGUAUGUAUCAUUUUGUAUAGUAUAUUUAUAAGAUGCGAUUGUUAAUAAGUAAUAAGUAUUAAUUCACAUUAAUUAUGACCGUGUUUUAAGAAUAAAGUGUUUCCGUCCAGAAACUGCCUUUUGUAAUUUUAAGACAAUUUUUGGAGUAUUUAAUGCGUGGAAAUUUAUCAAAUCGUUGUUGGAUACAUUGCACCGAAUUUUGCGUAGAGUUUAAUGUUGGUGCUUUUAAAUUUAGAAUAUUAAAUGUAUAAUUAUUUUAAAAAUGACAUGCUGAUGUGUAGCUAUUAUACUAACGUAAGUAUGCGAAAUGUACAGUUACGAAUGAGAUUCACGGAAAAUUAUUGUAUAGAAUUGUUUUUGAAUUGAAAAAAUAAUAUUUAGUUUUAGUCUAUUAAUAACUGAAAUAUACACAUUUAGAAUGUUUAUGUUUAACAGUUGAAAACUUCAAAGAUAAUGAUUAGAAUAUUUUUUAAACUUUCUAAAUUUAAUUCUAGAUGUGUAUGAUUUGAAACUUUAGUUUAAAAAUAUAUGUACGUAUACCAUUCACUCGUUUGCUGAUUCAUAAAUUAACUAGUCAAAUAGCGGACGAGUGGAAUUUGAAUAUUUAAAAAAAAAUGAAGACAGUUUACAGUACAGAUUCCGCCAACAUUCCCUUUUUUCAAAAACUAUUUUAUUUCGUUAAGAAAUUUGCACUAUAAUUUUUUGUUCAACAUAUGUCUAUGUAGUAUCUUAAAUUAUUUUAAUGAAUGUAAAAAUCUAGACAUUAAUUUAAUUAAGAUC